Molecule: messenger RNA, 1625 nt
Organism: Lepisosteus oculatus (spotted gar)
Lineage: Eukaryota; Metazoa; Chordata; Actinopteri; Semionotiformes; Lepisosteidae
Product: integral membrane protein 2B
Biological process (GO): negative regulation of amyloid precursor protein biosynthetic process
Cellular component (GO): Golgi apparatus; plasma membrane; extracellular exosome
Molecular function (GO): amyloid-beta binding
Source: RefSeq, a predicted model, not a curated record
GCUCUGCCGGGCUGAGGGCUGAGGUGCCUUGUGCGUCUCCAGCUGCGUCACUGCUGCCCCAGCGCACCGAGCCGAGCCGCGCUGUCGACACACAGACAACCUGAGGCUGCAGUGACGGACCGGACCGGCGUGUCGUUCCCAUCCCGUUCUCGCCAUGGUGAAAGUCUCUUUUAACACGGCCCUCGGGCAGAAAGACCCGAAGAAGGAGGGCGAAAAGGGCGAAGCGCUCAUUCCCGACGAGAAGGACCUGGAGGGCGCGGUCCGCGUGCGGCGCCAGUCCCGAACCUGGUGCUGGUGCAUGUGCUUGGGCCUGGCCCUGAUGCUGGCCGGGGUGGUGGUCGGAGGCGCCUACCUCUACAGGUACUUCCUGCUGCAGGAGGGGCAGGUGUUUAUCUGCGGGGUGAAGUACCGCGAGGACGACUUCAGGAUCAACGUAGGAGACAUCCCCACCCCCGCUCCCUACCUGCAUGAAAUCGAGGAGACCAUCCGCGUGCUGGAGCAGGAGGAGGUGGAGCUCAUCAACGUUCCCGUCCCUGAGUUCGCGGGCAGCGACCCUGCUGACAUUGUCCAUGACUUUCACAGGAGGCUGACGGCUUACUUGGAUCUCAGCCUGAACAAGUGCUAUGUGAUUCCCCUCAACACGUCUGUUGUUAUGCCACCAAGAGACUUCAUGGAGCUGCUGAUGAACAUCAAGGCUGGAACGUACCUGCCUCAGUCAUAUUUGAUCCAUGAACAGAUGAUCGUGACUGAGCGCAUAGACAAUGUGGACCAGCUGGGCUACUUCAUCUAUAGCCUCUGCCGUGGCAAGGAGACUUACAAGCUCCAGCGCAGGGAUGCCAUUAUCGGAAUGCAGAAACGUGAAGCUCUGACCUGCCACAAGAUCCGUCACUUUGAGAACAAGUUUGUCGUAGAAACGACGAUCUGUGAGCCUUAGAGCAAAACAGGACCGAGUCACAGCUUGGUGUUGAAGCCACACUUUUUUCACUUGUGUGCAGUGAGUGAUUUUAAUCCCUCUCACGUUUUUUGUUGUCACCUUUUUUUUAAAAGAACUAGUUAUGUAAGAGCUGUAACGUAAUUGUUUUCUCUUUACUCAUCUCAUAGCAAUACUAGCAUUUUAAAAGCUAAUACAGUACUUGUAAAGUGACUAUUAAAAUUCAAGGUUACUGGCAAUAUUCUACUUAAGUGUAAAGAAUAUCAACUUUACGUGUAUCUUUUUUUUUCAGGGUUUAACUACUAAUUUGGUAAAUGUGUGCUUUAAAUGAAAACCAGGUGAAUUAGAAAAAUAUAUAGAUUAUUUAAAUGAACCUGUGACACAGCGCUGUAACACAUUAUUACAGCUUAAAAUGUUAUAGACUGGAAAGUAUAUAAAGUUUAACUGUAUUUUUAAAAUACACAUUAAUCAGUUUUUAAAAAAAGUGCAAUUCACUUAAAAUUUUGUACCACUGACCUGGCUGUAGAAUGGAAUCCACCAGGAUUUGUUUUUUAGGUUUUAUAUUUUAAUUAUCUGCUGUAACUUAAAAUACCACAGAAAAUUCAGAAAAUGUAAAGCUUACACUACUAAUUUGUAUAUAACUUGCCUGUGUGUAAAAGGAUACCUUAAACCACAAUAAAACUUGGACACAUCA